AUGGCGCUGAGAGUGUUGUCUCCCGCUCCCUCUUCGUCUCAAUCAAAGCUCUCCACCUUCCUCUACAACUUGAGGUUGGCCUCAAGACCAAGCUCUCUUUUCCAGAGGCUGCAAAGGCCCGUCGUGUUUCCUCGGCGGCGGAUUAUGGCGGCGACGCCGACGGCGUGUGUGAAACUGGAGGACAAGAGUGUUCCAGAGACCGGAAGCGAGUGGGGAAAGGUGUCUGCAGUGUUGUUCGACAUGGACGGAGUGCUCUGCAACAGCGAAGAGCCUUCGAGGAUGGCCGCCGUCGAUGUGUUUGCUGAAAUGGGAGUCGAAGUCACCGUCGAGGACUUCGUGCCGUUCAUGGGCACUGGUGAAGCAAACUUUUUAGGAGGUGUAGCUUCUGUAAAGGGUGUUGAAGGAUUCAACCCUGAGUCAGCAAAGAAAAGGUUUUUUGAGAUAUAUCUAGAUAAGUAUGCAAAACCAAAUUCUGGAAUAGGAUUUCCUGGUGCCCUUGAACUCAUUAUUGAGUGUAAAAACAAGGGGCUCAAAGUUGCUGUUGCGUCUAGCGCAGAUCGUAUCAAAGUUGAUGCAAAUUUAGCAGCUGCAGGUUUGCCAUUGUCAAUGAACGUUGAAGUCUUUAACCUUGUGGGUCUACAUGAUUAA
This is a messenger RNA of Thlaspi arvense, 648 nucleotides long. The record is from the annotation of a GenBank genome assembly. Lineage: Eukaryota; Viridiplantae; Streptophyta; Magnoliopsida; Brassicales; Brassicaceae.